AACUACUGUGUACCUGACAAAAUUAAAUAAAUAUAUCACAAUUAUUGCUUGAUGUGUAAAGUUUCUUUCUACAUAAUGGAUUGUCCACGAAAAGCUCAUACAAAUAAAUGAUUACUGCCAUCUAUCGGUAUUUUGACUCUUUAUCAAAAUGGAAUGUGAAUUAAGUAUAGAGAACCUGAUUGAAAGCCAAUGUGAAAUACUUGAUCGACUUCAAAUGGAAACAACAUUCAUAAAGAGUAGAAACAAUUUAAAGGAGAUCCUAGUGUUUGUUCGAGAUUCUAUUCUUGAUAUUUCAAGUGGAAUUUGUAUUUUAAGAAAGUAUUUAGAUCAAUUGAAGGAAAACAAUGAUUCUUCAAAGAAGAUGAUAUUGUUAUAUCAAAAUUUGAAUGAGAAAAUAAUAGACAUGUAUAAAAAUGUCCCUGAAGAAUUGUUAACGGCAUAUGCAAAUAAUAACAAGAGUGAGUCAAUGCAAUCUAUUAAUGACGCAUGUUCUGUCACUAUUUCUUCUCAUGCGUCAACUGCUAACAAAAACAAGCAAGAAAAUGUAGACUUUAAUGAUAUGGGAGAUGUUAAAAAGUCUGCUAUUAAAGAUUGUAAAAAGGCACUUUUUAAUGAACCAGAAUAUCCAAAAAUAUCUUUGAUUAAAGAGGAAGAGUUCGAUCAAUUACCGAAGUAUAUGAUUGGAAGGCAAUCCUUGCAAAUGAUUAAUGGUUUAAUUAAUUCCAUCAAUUUAGUAUUAAAAGCUAAAUAUACCUUGUUAUCUGCUGGGAAAAUAGUUGCUAGAAAAAAAGGCGAACUUGAUCUAUAUUUAUAUUAUAGAAAACAAGAUAUUAUUUGCGAAGGCAAUGAAUGUAAAUACUUCUUCACUGCGGAAGAUUAUGAAAGAUACAUAAAAGUUAAAUUAGAUAGAUUAGCAUUGAAGUUGAUGAUGGCAUUGCGCCAUUGUAAACGAAUACGUGAAUACAGAUUGAAAAAAGAAUUGUAUUAUAUUGUCUUGAAUUAAUUCGUUUACAUUUUCAUUGUUAUAUCAUCUGUUGUCAUUCUUAUCACAUUUAAGUAAAAUAAUAUGUCUGUAAUUAUGAUCAAAUGAAUAGAAUUAUAAUCGGAAUGGAAUGAAAGAAAAAAAAAUGUCAAAUUUUAUAUCAAAGCCGAUGAAAAAUUCUUUUUAAUAUCAUGUAGACAAUAUCAUGCGUUUCGCUAAGAAUCGAUACACGUUUCAAAGGGAUGA
Vespa mandarinia (Asian giant hornet) is the source of this 1228-nucleotide messenger RNA. RefSeq lists its product as uncharacterized. Lineage: Eukaryota; Metazoa; Arthropoda; Insecta; Hymenoptera; Vespidae. Gene Ontology annotation, cellular component: spindle microtubule; outer kinetochore; mitotic spindle. Gene Ontology annotation, molecular function: microtubule binding. Gene Ontology annotation, biological process: cell division; regulation of microtubule polymerization or depolymerization; chromosome segregation. The record is from RefSeq and is a predicted model, not a curated record.